AUGCAAUUGUCAAUAAUCGGUACUUUGUACAUCACACUCAACUGUACUUUGAUUCACUCCAAUCUAUCUCUCCUCACUGCACUCUCUUCCCCCAUCUCUUCAUUUCACUACUAUACCAAACUUUCAAUCGUUACUACCAGGUACAUCCAAUCCAAUUCGUACCUACAUCCUACUCGAUCUCUCAAACCCAAUUGCUUUGCUUUACUUUGCUUUACUUUUGCUUUGUCUCUGGCUGCUUUAACACUCUCAUUCUUCGAUUGCCCACUUCGAUUUCAAUCAUCAUACAACACAGACCACUCAUCAGCCCCAAACUCUUCGCUUGUCAUUACCGAACCGGUCUGGCUCAAUUCAUCCAGCUUACUUACUGAUCAAAAGCAGCAGGAGCCCAGUCUUUCAACUUACAUUAUCUCUGGUACCCCAAAUAUCUUAUUUGGUCUGCUUCCCUUUGACCAUCUUCGACCCUCCACAACUCAACCCAAAUUUGUGUGGUCGAGUUUGUCAACAACGAAACACACAACAAGAAUGAAUAAAUUAUCAAACCUCGGUCGCGAUAUGAGGCACUGGUCAGGUCCAGGAUUUGGCAUGUCGCGACAAAAUCAAAUGAAUGGCAUGUCCUCAAUGCCGCCUCACACAAAACCGACUCCUUCACCAGCGCUGGCACCAACCCCUGCGGACUCUACUAUCCACUAUUCAUUCAACAUCCCCUUCGCUUCCGAUCUCGCCGGUCCAAAUACUGAGGAUAUUCUUUACGCCACGGCCAAUGCUGUUCUGAGAUGGACACAUCCCAAAGACGCGCCUGAUGACAUUCCUGUAUGGAAGUUGCCGGUACACACCUCAAAUAUCGAAAUUCUCUCGAAACUUUGCGCAGCUAUCACCAAUGGACCUUUGCCUAUCUUGGCUGACGUCGCUGUCACCACGCCUAAACGUCCCACUGCCUCCCCAGCACAGGUUACAACCGUUACUCUCUCGGGAAGCCCGGAAUUGGUACACAAGAGCAGAGAAACGAUCUUAAAUGAUACCCCUAUCGCCUUGCGUUGUGCAGUCAUAGAUGUUGACGGAGACUUGAUUAUUGAUUCUGCGAUCUCAGGCUUGAGACAAUCUGUCGUUGAACAUUUGGACAAAGUUGCCGCGUUCUGCGGUGUUGAUAUCUUCUUAUUAGGUCCAAAAUUUCCUUCGUUGGCCGAUGGACUCAGCAGCAAUGGUGAGGCAGGAAGGGAUCAACGCUGGAGAAUAGCAGUCUAUGGAGAUAUGGAGAGCGCUGAACACGGAAAGACUAGAAUAUUGGUCUACAUUGACAGACUACUUGGUCGUGUAGCUGAUGUAGCAUCUCUCGAGCUUUCCCUUCACACUGUCAUAUGUGGACGAUCCCGCAAGAACAUCAAGAUGAUCGAAUCCUCUACUAACACGGCUAUCUAUUUUCCACCUCCCUUCUCACAGGUUUACAAGUAUUGUCCAGAGGGUGCUCAGCGACGAAACCCCGAGGAGAUUUUCAUUACUGGCGACAGAGCAGAAAACAUAGCCGCAGCCAAAAGCAGAAUCCACGAGCUUGUUAGAAUGACGAGGCUCUUCAUGAAAGAUGCCCAUGUGACUGCCGCUAAGAUCGACAGCAUUCUCUUGACUAGAAUGGACAAGGUUCGUAAAAUUAUGGAGACAAACGGAACAUUUAUCCAGUUCCCAGCUCUUGCUUCUCAACGUAGCAUGAUCAGAAUCCAAGGAAUUGAAGGUCUCCACGUGGAACGAACAGUCCGCGAGCUCAUGCUGAUGGGAGUACAAUUUUACAGCGCGUCGUGGUGGAUCCAACAGCCACCAAAUCAGCCACCUUUACAACCAGCUCCACCUCAGUUAAGAGCAAUGUUGGUAGAUAUCUGUUCAUAUUCUUCAGCAGAUGUGACAUACGAUAAGCUACAAUGGACAAUAACUGGUUCUGACGAAGCUGUCAAAGAUGCGUUGACCAUCAUUAGCAACAUCCCGUUGAACAAGCGAGGAUUCGCCUAUCAAAUUCGAGUGAAGCUUGAGCUAGCGAAUGAGCACAAGGAGUUUGUUAGUGGCAAGAAGAAUGGAAAGAUUAACAAGAUCAUGGGCCAAAGCAAUGUUCAAAUUAUAUUUGACGGAUUCAAUGAGUACAACUUCAACAUUGAUGUUUGCGGAAACAAUUACGAUCAAAUGGUUACCGGUCUCAACCUCGUCGAGCAAGAGAUGCCAGCCCAAAUAUCUUUCCAUGUUCCUGAUCAAUACCAUAAGCGCAUUAUCGGCAUUGGUGGUCAACACAUUCAAAGAAUCAUGAAGAAGCAUUCGGUUUUUGUUAAAUUCUCCAAUGUCAUGGAUCGUGGUGGACCCAAUCGUGAGGAUGAUGAUAUCAAGGCCGACAAUGUUAUCUGCCGAACUCCAGCUCGUAAUGCUCAAAAUCUAGAGCUUGUGAAGGCCGAAAUUCUCGAUAUGGUCGAUCGAGUUGAUUCAGAAUUCACUUCUCAGACUGUCAAUGUUGACCGAUUGUAUCAUCGAGAACUUCUAACUCGUCUUGACCAAAUUGAGGACUUGGAAAAGAAAUGGAACUGUAAAGUUCUUUUCCCAAGUACCGAGCAAGCUAGUGAUGAUGUCAUAAUCUCAGGACCAGAAUGGCAAGUUCCUCAUUGCGUGGAUGAGUUCCUUGGCAUGGUUCCAGAUAGUCAUGAGCUUGUUUUGGCUCGCACUCCGGAGCUCUUGACAUUUUUGAGCUCCAAUGAAUUCAAGACAGAGAUGGUACCAAAGCUCAAGUCCCAAUAUGUGGUCGAGGUCCAAGUUGAUGAAGAUUCCUCGGAGCUUACCGAGGAUAGUAAACCAACAGUCAUCCUUCUCUGGACUUUCACCAGAAACAAUGCAGGCGGAGUUCGAGAUGCAAUCGAAUUCUUAUUCUCUAACAUUGCCGCAGCCGGUAUUGAAGUUACCACUGUCAAGGGAACAAUUCCUCGUCCCAAGUCCGACUCCUUCGAGGAAUCCCUACCAUUUUUCAAUUCUAAACUCUUACAGCAUGCUCCUGCACCAAUGGCAACUGAUUCACCAACUAAGUCUUCGUUUGGUGAUGAUGUUGCAAGGGAAAGGAGCAACAUUUUUGAUAAGCUUCGCAAGCCUGGUAGCAUGUCAUCAAUUUCUUCAUUCUUGAAUGGCCGCAAGAAUAGCUCCCAAUCUCCUGCCGGUUCUUUCUUCAGGAACGGGUCUCGUAAUGCAUCAAGAACAUCCUUGAUCUCCAUCGAGUCUACACGAAGCUUUAAUGCAGACCGUAACCCAUGGAACGAUAGUGGUGUCAACUUGCCGGACGAUGACACCACACCAUGGCCAACCCGCCAAUUUGGAACUGGCAGUGGCAGUAGCCACGAUAACAAGCACCCACACGGGCAUCCGGGCGAUGCAACACCAAGACAUAGCAUGAGAGCUUCGACCGAUAGCGGUCGCCCUUCAACUUCUAAUUCUACAAACUCAGGAUACCCCGGUCCAAUUGGACCACCGCGUUCUUAA
Molecule: messenger RNA, 3492 nt
Organism: Botrytis fragariae
Lineage: Eukaryota; Fungi; Ascomycota; Leotiomycetes; Helotiales; Sclerotiniaceae
Product: putative kh domain-containing protein
Exons: 6
Coding region: 1-3492 (1163 amino acids)
Biological process (GO): nuclear division
Cellular component (GO): nucleus; cytoplasm
Molecular function (GO): mRNA binding
Source: RefSeq, a predicted model, not a curated record